Messenger RNA from Gamsiella multidivaricata, 2226 nucleotides. RefSeq names its product trafficking protein Mon1-domain-containing protein. Gene Ontology annotation, biological process: vesicle-mediated transport; protein targeting to vacuole. Bases 54 to 2123 code for a protein of 689 amino acids. The record is from RefSeq and is a predicted model, not a curated record. The transcript has 7 exons. NCBI's taxonomy places the organism in Eukaryota, Fungi, Mortierellomycota, Mortierellomycetes, Mortierellales, Mortierellaceae.
CCGUGCCAGAACCACACCUUCACCCUACCCCACUCUAAUAUAAUCCACGGCCAAUGAAUUCGCCCAGCAGCAGCAGCAACGGCAGCUGCGACCCUGCGGCCGUACCGCACCCUGCCUCGCCUGCACUGCUCUCGCCAUCGAUGCAUGUCGCUGCAUCAUCAUCCUCUCCGCUUGCAUCACCACGCCAGUCGGCUAUCUCGCCCAGACUGAUGCCUACCAAGUCAUGGCCCACCACGGCCCUUGUCUUGGACCAGCAACGCCCACCUCAGCAUCAGCAACAACAACAGCAGCAACAGGAUACAGAAUCUGUUUCUAGCGACGAGUUCAUGCUAUCCUCUGCCUCUUCUACCACCAAGGGUGGCCAGUCCAAGAAGGGCUCCACCGACAUCGCCCAUGCCGCCUCGCGUGCAUUCAAAGGCCUUGCACUUCCUGCAGAGAAUACUCAGUCAAGUCAUCUUGAACAUAAUCAGGAUCAGGGUCUAGAUUCGGAAAGCAGCGAGGAGGAUGGUCGUCUGACAGACACAGAGAACCACCAUCAGUACUCGACGACGGCCCUAGAGUCGCUAAGGGAGAUUGAGGAGCAUGAUAGAGGCGAUCGUCAAGGCCAUGGAAUCGAUACCCGUUACAGAACAAUCACUUUGUCUCCUGAUCAAGACCAGAACAGUGAGGCUGGAGACUGCUCAGAUGUUCAGCCAGAAGCCGCAUUGGAUGCCAAUCAGAUUCAAGACAAACUGAAGGUCCUUCGUCCAAAGCACAGCAAUCUUGGUGGGAGACCGAAAUCCCGACUACAGCGGUCCGUCUCCACAAAGUCGUAUGAUUCGGACGACAUUUCGAACAACUAUGGAGGGUAUCAGAAGCAUUACGGUAGCGAGGACCAUACAGCCAGCUCAUGGACUGCGCACCGUAAACACUUCUUCAUCCUCAGCAGCGCAGGGAAGCCCAUCUACGCCCGAUACGGAGACGAGUCCAGGAUAUCGAGCUACAUGGGAGUCAUUCAGGCGCUGAUCAGUUUUUUCGCGGACAAUGACGAUACGAUCCGGUGCAUCAAUGCGGGUCAGCACAAGUUUGUGUUCUUGCUGAAGACGCCGUUGUAUCUUGUUUGUGUUUCGCGUACUGGAGAAUCGGAGUCUCAGCUUAGGGACCAGCUUGGAUACUUGUAUGCGCAGAUCAUCAGUGUCCUAACCCACUCGCAGAUGACAAAGAUCUUUGAGCAGCGCAACAAUUUUGACCUGAGGGGACUUAUCGGAGGCACAGAGAUUUUCUUGGACAGUCUGGGCAAACUCAUGAACACGUAUCCUGGAUUCAUGCUUGGCGCCAUCCAGUGUCUUACUAUGCCAAGGGAGUUGCGUGACAAGGUUGGCGCGGUUCUCGGCCGAGCAAAGUGCAAGCCAUUAUUAUAUGCGAUUUUGCUAACACCGACACAGCUCAUCACCCUUUUACGGCCGCGGACACAUUCGAUGCAUCCAUCGGACCUCCACUUGAUCUUCAAUCUCCUUUCUGGCUCUACAACCUUCGAGAGCUCCGAGUCCUGGACACCAAUAUGUCUUCCAAAAUUCAACAACAAGAGCUUUCUUCAUGCGUAUAUCUGCUAUAUAGCUAAGAAAGUAUGUAUGCUCCUAAUUUCGCCCGACAAGGACAGCUUUUUCGAGAUGUCGAGCGUGAAGCAAAAGGUUGUCGAGGGUCUCGAAGCCGGAGGCAUGUUAGCAUCUUUGGAAAGCCAUGCAGCAGCGGGUUCUAGAGGCGGUUUUUCUGUUGGCGACACUGGGAUCCCGGGAUUACGCCACUUCCUUUACAAGUCUCGCACAAAUGUACAGUUCACGAUGCCGGAGCUCAUGGAUCCAUACUCGAGCCUCAGUGCUAGAAAGCGCUUGCUGCGGCAGUAUCAGCAUAUGCAUGAGCGGAUGCAUCGGAAAACACGGCCAUUGAAGCUGUUGUUCCAUGUGGGCGAACACGAGACAAUGCUUGGUUGGAUUACAUCGAGUUUUGAGCUGUAUGCAGCAUUUGGACCAUUGGUAUCCAAGAGUGCGGUUGUACUGAUGUCAAAUAAGCUACUCAAAUGGAUCCGCAAGCAAGAAGACAGCCUGUUGAUAUUAAACUCACCCAGCUUUGAAAAGUUUAAAUAAAAAAAAUAGGGAAAGGAAAGCACGAUUGCUAAUAUUUCUUGCAAAGAGGUGUUAAGAUUACUGUUUAAUAUUUUCAUUGAUCGACAUUUUCUGUAUCUAUGGC